CACGAACACACGCCGCUCCCCACCCUCGACGCCCGCUUCACCUGUCGCUUCACUUGCACAUUACCCUAACCUACACCCUAAUCCAACGCUGACUUCGGGUUUCCCAACAGAAGCGUCGCGCAUACCCAACCUUGGAUCCAAACCCUGCUGGAGAUUUGUCCCUUCAUCUUUUCAAACCAAGACCCGCAGCAUUGCCACCAAGGAAUUAGCAGGACUCGCUUUUCACAUACCCGGCUCUGGUAAAGGGUUCUCGACACACCUGGGCCGCCGACUGCGAUGGGUACACCCCGGGACUACUACGCAGACCUCGAGCUGCCUGCGUCGGCAGAUGGGGACGAUAUCAAGAAACAGUUCCGGAAGCUUGCCUUGAAAUACCACCCGGAUCGAAACCCUGGUCGAGAGCAAGAAGUGAACACGAAAUUCCAGAUCAUUCAGUCAGCACAUGAGAUUCUUUCAGAUCCUGAGCAGAAGUCAAAGUACGAUGCGACCAGAACUCGAUCCAGAUACCCUACUGCCUCGGGCGUAAGGGGCAACCCUUGGUCGAGUGCCGGCGAUGCGUUCCCGCCGCCUCCUCGCCGUAACCAGCCGAAUCGGAACCAGCCAAAUCGGCCCGCACCCUCUGGAGCUCAAAGAUGGCAAAACCGUUUUUCCCAAGGCGUCCCCCCAACCGCAAAGCAGUACACAAGUGCUGAUCAGGAAGCCAAGAAGAAUGCGGCCAAGGCAUUUGAGAACAUGCGCAAGCCAUCACAGGCGAACCCGAAGCCGGCCGAGCAGCCUCGACCAACUCCCCCACCCCCUCCACCGCGAACUGAGUCCGCAAGACAACGCGCCCAGGCUUCCUUCGGAUCUAGAAGGGCAGGCUACCACCCUCGGUCAGCUACGCAUGGUGACGAGCCUCCUGUGGCCAGCAGUAACUACAAUUCGCGACCAGACCCUGAGCGCUUCGCCCAAUUCGCCCAAGAUGGCCCUAAUUCAGGACGACCUGGCCCAGUACCAAUGCCGGAUCCCUUGAGUCAGUUCAGAGACCGAGACAGUUCCGCGGAUACCCGACAAAGCACGCCAUAUUCUAAGCACGGCGGCGAAAAGACAAACCCCUUUGAUGGUGUGCCCUUAGGUCGAACAAACAGUAGUCGAGAGAGCCGCCGACAUGAUACCUCCUCUCCAGAUAUUGAAACGCCCACCGGACAGCGCAGCUUCGCCGAUAGGCCGAAAGGGUCAAAUGGAGAAGAACCGACAUCAUGGGACCUCCCAAGUAUGGGAAAAGAGCAUUCGAACAUUCCCGUAGAUGUGGACGCUCGCCGCAAAGCGCCCCUCAAGAAAACUCGCGCCGGUCAAAAGUCUUCGUCCACCACAGCACCCCCAAAUGGCUCUACCGCCCAGCCGCCUAAUGCCCCCACGACUGAGACCCCAUCCAAACCCCAGAGCAACACUCCUGGAGGCCCGACUAUCUUCAGUUUCCCCGUAAACGACGACACUUUUGCACAAACUUCUCCCGAACACCACACCUUCUCACGAAGCACCACUGAUGAUAUCAACACGAGUUUUGUAGACGACCAGGACGCAGAUUCUUGGCAAUUUAGCGCUGGUGGUUCUGAGCAGGGUAGCCCCACGAAGCCACAUUCCCAGUCAGGGAACCGCACCGGCCGCCGCUCACCGACCAAACGCCCUACGAUUAACCGUAAUGAUACUUCAAGCGUCCCUUCCGAGUCUGGGACUCCGGAGCCAGGCUUUAACCCUGACGGCUGGAGCAACGAGUUCGGCCCGCAUACCUUCGUCCCGCAGCCAUCCCCAGUCAAAGCAGCGUCACCAACCCGAUCCAUGCGAGGCAAUCCGAGGAAGGCGAAACCUACCAAGGUGCCAGGGAUCUCAACUGUACCUGAUGAUAGCAGCAGCGAAGAGGAGGAGCUCCCGUGGCGGGGGCGUCAACCUAAGGGGGGACCUGUUGCGGCAGACAGCCCUCAGGCUAUGGAUAUUGAUAGCCCUCCCGCCGGCUCGGCAGUACCAGAAUCAGCGGCGGCUGUACCACCACCACCGCCAUCCUUCAACUCGACUCAACCACCAACUGGCGCAAGAAAUAUCAAUGUGGAGCCCUCAAGGCCAGAGUGGCGACCUGGAAACGUUGAGGGCGUGAACGGUGAAGCGAAGCUCGCGGAAAGCCCGAAGAAGGAAUUCAACCCAAAUGCAGUGGGAUCAGAAGACAGCGAGGAAUUCCGGGCGAGCCUUGCUGAUCUGAAGAAUGUCGCACCAUUUACUCACCAGGACUCUGGCUUGCGGUCUUUUACCGAGUUGAAGGACAACUUGCCCUUUGAAAGCAAGGCCUCGGCCAGCAUUCCUAUCAAGCCUUACAAACCGCAGAGUCUUGUUUUCCCGACACCUCCUAUCGCUCCCAUGCUCCCACCAUCUGUUGCCAUCAACGGGAUGAAACCGAACGUUGCGUCUUGGGAUAAAUACGUCAAAGAAUUCGAGAUCUAUUUGCAAGAAUGGGAUAGGUUCAAUGCUAGUGUCGUGGAUCAUUUCAGUACUAGGAAGCUCAACAUUGCGAACAAGCGGAAGUCACUGGGCUACUCAUUCUUGGAAGCUCGUGAUGACGCCGAGAUUCAAGAAUAUUUCAACUGGUUACAGCAGGACAGCGAUGUACGAAAAAGAUGGCUUGCAUCAUGUGACGAGCACGAGCAGCGAUUCCGCGAGUUUAUGGCGUUCAGAAUGAAGAUGAAGCAACUAGCUCCUUCGCCUUAGGAGUUGGCAGGUUUUGGGAUGAGAUGUUGACAUGUGGCAUCAUGCAUUGCUUCGAUAUGGGGGGGUUGCUAUGGGGAGAUGACUUCGCGCCAGUCAACGGAUGCAACGCGAGUGUUUCAACGAUGCGCCAGCAGUCAUUUGUAAGAUUUCUGCGAGAUUUGACGAGACCACGACCACCAUCAACGUUUAGGAUUUGGGUUGGAGGACAUGAUGCAAGCAUAUGGGGCGUGAGGCGUGAUGGACAUUCGGCCUGAUUAUGGUUUCUGGUAUUGGCAGCAUCUU
Molecule: messenger RNA, 3018 nt
Organism: Ilyonectria robusta
Lineage: Eukaryota; Fungi; Ascomycota; Sordariomycetes; Hypocreales; Nectriaceae
Exons: 4
Coding region: 277-2736 (819 amino acids)
Cellular component (GO): cytoplasm
Source: RefSeq, a predicted model, not a curated record